AUGGCUACUUUAUCAGUUCUAGUAAUCCUUCUCUCAAGCUCUUUAUGCCUCUACUUUCUCUCAAACCUGUUCAAGUUCCUUGACAGCGUAUGGUGGACACCAAUCCGCAUUCAACAUCUCAUGACUUCACAGGGAAUCAGAGGCCCUUCCUACAGAUUCAUCUAUGGAAACACCCAAGAAAUUAUCAAAAUGAGAAAUGAAUCUAUGAGUACAUCCAUGCAGGAUCUCUCUCACAAUAUUUUUUCCAGAAUCCAGCCUCAUAUUCACUCUUGGACCAAGACAUAUGGGACGAAUUUUCUGUAUUGGGAUGGUCCUCGAGCUCAGUUGCUUGUUUCAGAGCCAGAGCUGAUAAGAGAGAUUCUAAACAAUAGAGAUAAGAUCUACAGAAAAUCGGAGUUUGUAGCUUUCACUAGAAAGCUAUUAGGAGAUGGGACCUUUACAUCUGAAGGUGAAAAGUGGUCCAAGUUGAGGAAAUUGGCCAACUAUGCCUUCCAUGCAGAGAGCUUAAAGCAUAUGAUUCCAGCUAUGAUUACUAGCGUUGAGAUGAUGCUGGAGAGGUGGAAAAAACAUCAAGGCGAGGAGAUUGAGGUAGUGGAAGAGUUCAGAUUACUGACAUCUGAAGUGAUUUCUAGGGCAGCUUUUGGAAGUAGUUAUGUCCAAGGAAAAAAUAUUUUUGACAUGUUAACAAAGUUAAGCAUGCUAUUAAGCAGAAAUAUUUUUAAGGUUAAGCAGAUAGGCUUAAUCAGUAAAAUCUGGAAAAGUAGAGACGAAAUUGAAGCUGAUAAGCUUGAGAAACAACUGGAAAACUCCAUUUUAGAAAUAAUAAAAAAGAGAGAAGAUGAGGUGAUGAAUGGAGAAGUAGAGAACUUCAGAAAUGAUUUUCUUGGAAUUUUACUAAAGGCUAAACAUGGUGAUGAUGACUCCAAGAGGAUUUCAUUAAGAGAAGUGAUUGAUGAGUGUAAGACAUUCUAUAUUGCUGGACAAGAAACCUCUAAUACAUUGCUCUGUUGGGUUGUACUGCUUCUAGCAACCCAUUCGGAUUGGCAAGAAGAAGCAAGAAACGAGGUUUUCAAGAUUUUGGGUAACAAAACUCCAACUGCUGAUGGAAUUGCAAAGCUGAAGAAAAUGGGAAUGAUCAUCAACGAAACCCUGAGAUUAUAUCCUCCAGUAGUUGUAUUUUCAAGAAAAGCAGAUAGAGAAGCUCAAUUGGGGAAGCUCACUCUGCCUGUUGACAUAAAUCUGCAUAUCUCAACUCUAUCAAUCCACCAUGAUCCUGUUACGUGGGGUGAUGAUGUUCAUCUUUUCAAGCCAGAAAGAUUCUCAGAAGGACUUGCUAAAGCUACAAACAACAAUAAGGCCAUAUAUAUGCCCUUUGGCUUUGGGCCUCGAACUUGUGUAGGUUUAAACUUUGCAAUCACUGAAGCAAAGAUAGCUCUUUCAAUGAUUUUACAGCAGUAUUCGAUCACCCUCUCCCCUACCUACGUUCACUCGCCAGUUGAGCAUCUUACAAUUCGCCCACAAUAUGGAAUUCAGGUGGUGCUUAAUAAAGUUUAA
This is a messenger RNA of Manihot esculenta (cassava), 1554 nucleotides long. Its product is annotated as cytochrome P450 CYP749A22-like. The transcript is spliced from 5 exons. Bases 1 to 1554 code for a protein of 517 amino acids. The record is from RefSeq and is a predicted model, not a curated record. Lineage: Eukaryota; Viridiplantae; Streptophyta; Magnoliopsida; Malpighiales; Euphorbiaceae. Gene Ontology annotation, molecular function: oxidoreductase activity, acting on paired donors, with incorporation or reduction of molecular oxygen; heme binding; monooxygenase activity.